AAUUGAUUUUGAAUAUUUUUAUGAACAUUUAAGAUUGCGCGUUUCCCAAAACUCCAUGGAUGGAAUGGGUUCCUUGAAUAUUUUAUGACAGAUUAGCACCACAACCCUUGAAUGAAUUGUUUGAAAAGCUACGAAUGAGUAAAGAUUAUGUUUUAGGCACUAUUUAUAAAAUGAAGUAUUUGUGUACAUCACACGACACAUUUUCCCCAUAAUCAAAAACCCGCAAGGAAAGCAAAAUGUCCAGAAAGCCUCAAAUUCACAUGUUCUUUGGUGCACCCCUUCUUUCAAGUGCUCCAAGGAACGCUAAAGAAGAGGAUGGUUCUUUGGCUAAUGAGAAGCCAUGGAGAGAAUUACACCUUUCAUUUACCAAUAACACUUUUAACCUUUGUAGCACAGACUUCAGGUCUCUUGGCCAUGAGACCGCAGAUGAUACCGUUUUGGCUGUCAAUUCCAAAGAUCACUUCCCAGUAAACUUUGGGGAAAGAGGUGGCUCAGCUGAUGCUUUUAUGACCGAUUGCGCAACAUCUGUUGGAUGUGUCAAAUCCUUCGGCAAUAAAAAGAAGGCCCUGUGUGAGUCACCUGACCCUGGUUGUUCUGCCGGUUGUGAUAUUAGCAGAGGGAACCAGAAAAAGCAUCAUGUGUCUCAACAAAGCAAAAAGGAUUCUAUCGAAGGAAGUGCUAGUUACAUGAUAUGUAACCAUCUUGAUACUUCUCCCUCGGUGUUUGAGGUGAAGGACUUAAAAAAAUGUGUGGUAGAUAAUCAUAAUCCACCUGGUCUUCAGUGUGAACCUCAAGGUGAAAAUCUAUUCCUAAAGCAGUAUCUGAAAAGAUGUUCACAAAAAGCCGAUGAAUCAAAACCUGGAAGCUUGCUAGAUGAACCUCAGGGUGAAAAUCUAUUCCUAAAGCAGUAUCUGAAAAGAUGUUCACAAAAAGCCGAUGAAUCAAAACCUGGAAGCCUGCUAGAUGAACCUCAGGGUGAAAAUCUAUUCGUAAAGCAGUAUCUGAAAAGAUGUUCACAAAAAGCCGAUGAAUCAAAACCUGGAAGCCUGCUAGAUGCACCUUCAAAUCUUGACAUAUCAACAGACAAUGAAUUCCUCAGUGUUCUGACUUUAAGCCAAGUUGCUCUCUGUUCAGGACAGUAUGCUGUAGAACAGAAUGAAAUGCAAAAUAAAGCUAUAGCAGGGGAAGGAGUAGAAUUGGGCCUCCCUUAUAGGGAAGACGGAACAGAUGGAGAACCUCUAGUUCAAUUAAAUGAAGAUGGUGAUACGGCUGCUAAGAAAGUUGACGUAAACUGUGAAGCCAUCUCUGAUUGUUCCAUUGAACUCUUUGAUUCAGAUAACUCCAGUCAAGAUCCCUCAGAUGUCAAAGGAAGUUGUCCUCUAUCUUCACCUCUUAAUAAGGAAGGACAAGACCUUAAACCCCAACAGAAAAGACCGCUACGUUCUCCAGAAGAUCACCAUGCUGAAAGAUCUCAAGUAUCUGAAGAUCAGGUGACUACUUCUCGCUUUACCUUUGGGUAUCAGCAGCUCUCCAAAAGAAUCAAAUUAGCAUGUUCUCCUGUUCGCCUGGUUCAAAAACCCAAAAAAAUGUGGUUCCCAGGAAUUGGGAAAGCUCAGAAGCAGCUGUCAUUGCUUAAGGAUUGUGUUGAGAAAAGCCGGAAGUACUCUGUCUUGGUUGUAGUGCUACAUCCUUGUCAUAUCAAAGAGAUCAAGACAGGAAGUAAUUCAUCCUCCAAAGUCCCUUUAGCCACAAUUGUGGUUGCUGAUCAAUCAGAAGUGCGACAGAAGGUUGCGUUGUGGAGAGCAGCUGCCUUUUUAUCACUUACGGUCUUUCCUGGAGACAUCGUACUGUGCACAGAUGUCGUCGUCCAUGAGAACCGUUGGGUUGGAGAAAUGACGCUACAAUCAACCUUUACCACCAAGCUGGUCAAUCUUGGAAGCUGUUCAGCUGUUGAUUGGAAGGAAGUCUCACAUAGAGUAGACAGUCGUCAUCUCCAGGAUUUGCUGACCUACGUUUCUGCAAAGCACGCCCCUCUUCAAACUGUCCCUCCAAGGCAAAGGCAGAGUCUGGACCAGGUUCCCCACGUGCUUCUAAAUCAGCUGAAACCGGAUACUUUGGUGCAUGCAGUGUUGAGAAUCGUCAACGUCACAGUGCUGACGGACUCGGUGUACAGUUUUAAAGAAGAAAAACAAAGAAAAAUCGUCUUAACGGUGGAACAAAUCAAGGGUCAACCUUACGCCCUGGUCGUCUGGGGAGAUGCAGCAGCCCAGUGUCUUCAGCUUCAAAGGAAGAAAGCUCAUAUUUGGGAAUUUAAGUAUCUCUUUGUAAAACACCACCCCGUCUCUGGUGACUUGGAAUUGCACACGACACCUUGGUCGGUCCUAGAGUGCCUUUUUGACGACGAUAAAAGAGCGGUGACCUUCCGAGACAAGUUUGGAAGGGACGUCCGAGAGUUGGUGAAGACGACCACGUUGGCUUCCCAUCUGGAGGAAAAAAGUUCUGGAAUAAUCGAAGUCAAGGGCUGCGUUUCAAAGCUGAGCUUCACGGAUGCUUCCUUGUCCUACGGACAGCUGGUCUUUCACGCUGGUAGUUCCCUGGAGCACAUAUUCGCUUCUCUUCCUCUGGUCACCUACAAGGGGUGCGCAAAAUGCGGCUGUGAACUACAGACAGACGACAACGCCAUCUACCAACAGUGCCCUACUUGCUUACCUUUGAACAAAGUCAAAAUCUUCUACAGACCUGCCGUGAUGACCGUGGAGGACGGGGAUUAUGAAAUCUCUGUUCAGGUGGGAUCCGAAUUGAUGGAGAAAAUAUUCCUUAACAUUCCCGCAGAAUGGCUGAAGAAGACCGUAGAAGCUUCCUCAGAUGCCACCUACGGGAUGCUGGUGGCCGAUCUUUGCCACUCUCUGCUCACGGAUUCCAAGGCGUCCUACCUUCUAACCAUCAAGAGCCAUUUUGUCCUGGAUGAAAACAGUUUCCCUCUGGAGAAGGACUUCCGGCUGCUGGAAUUCCACCUUGAUCUCUGAAUUCCACCUUGAUCCCUUUCUAAUGAGGUUCCUCACUCAAGUUCACGACCACACAAAGGCGUAAAAUGGGGCGAGUGGACAAGUUUGUUUGUUUGUUUUGUCUUGGAAAUGAAUGCGUGUUAUUUUUACGAAUGCGUCUUAAGAACAAUGAUUUCUUCAGACCGUUAUUAAAAAGCUACUCAAAAGC
Protobothrops mucrosquamatus (brown spotted pit viper) is the source of this 3213-nucleotide messenger RNA. It is a transcript of the gene SHLD2, whose product is annotated as shieldin complex subunit 2. Lineage: Eukaryota; Metazoa; Chordata; Lepidosauria; Squamata; Viperidae. Gene Ontology annotation, biological process: regulation of double-strand break repair via homologous recombination. Bases 237 to 3026 code for a protein of 929 amino acids. The record is from RefSeq and is a predicted model, not a curated record. The transcript is spliced from 8 exons. Gene Ontology annotation, cellular component: nucleus; site of double-strand break.